Molecule: messenger RNA, 2037 nt
Organism: Phoenix dactylifera (date palm)
Lineage: Eukaryota; Viridiplantae; Streptophyta; Magnoliopsida; Arecales; Arecaceae
Source: RefSeq, a predicted model, not a curated record
AUGGCGGCACGGGGCCCUGCUGAAUCGGAGAAGACGGAGGCGGGGAUGGGGGAGAAAGGGACGCAACCUCACCUGAAGGUGGCCGAGAAGGUCCGGACAUGGGCGGAUGUGGCAAAGGGCCCGUCGAGGGUGCCGUCCUGGACAAAUCACCAGAUCUCGGCGGCGGAGCUCGAUGCCCUGAAGCGGCGGUUCACGGACGUGGUGGAGUUCUCGCCGGAGAAGAUGGAAGUGGCCAGGGCGGCGUGGCGAGAUACGGCAGUUAUCAUGCGUAGUUUGGGCCGCCGCGUGCCGGUGGACUGGAUCAAGAAGGAGCUGCGGGUGGCCGGGAAACUUGAAUACGAUGCUGAGGAUUUCCUGAUGGCAGAGGAGACGGUUGUGUUUCGAUUCCAGAGUGAGAGGGAUCAGGAGGCUGUAAUGGAGGCUGGUCCGUGGCUGGUGGCUGGCCAGCUCCUAGCCAUGGAGCGCUGGCGGCCGAAUUUUGUUCCGGGGACUAACCAACUACGCCGAGCUGUUGUGUGGUUAAGGCUGCCCAAUCUUCCGACGGAAUACUGGACAAAGGAACUAAUUUGGGAGAUAGCAGCAAAAGCCGGGCGACCUCUGGUUCUGGACAGGGUCACCAACCAGGGCCGGAAGCUGGGAUUUGCUCGCGUCAAGGUGGAGCUGGAUGCCGGCAGCCCGAUCAGACCUGGGACCUUCAUCCAAGUAAGUUCUGAACUCCACUGGCAAAUAUUCCGCUACGAAAACCUACCUGGGUUUUGCUUCAAAUGUGCUCGGCUGGGGCACGGGGAGGGGACCUGUCCCUAUCCCACGACUCCGGCGAUGCCCGAAGUCCAGCGGACCGAAGGGGAUGCGUCUUCCCAGGCACCGAUCUCUGAGUCGGAGGAGGGGAAUGAGUCGGGGUGCCGACUCCCUUUUGGUCCAUGGCUGUCGACUACCAAGCUUCGGCCUCCCAAGGUCAACAAACCGGUGAAGAAGCCGGUCGAGCUGAAGGCGGAUCACACGCCGGUGCGGGAGCCUGGCGGGUCGGGGCUGCGAUCCCCCAAGGCUUCACCGAAUCCUUCCGUGUCGCCGUCAGACACGGAUGGAUGGCAGAAGCCAACCAAGUUGGCAAGGAGGCGGUCACCGGAGCAAGCUUCAACGGCGGUGAACGCCGGGAAGGCUCAACUCGGAGCAGACGCCGGGUCGGACUUGGUGUCUGCUGAGGGAAUGGGCCAGACAGCGCAGGUGGGCCAGCUGGGUUGGGCCGUGCCAGGGCGGGCCAAGAUGGUGGGAAUGGAUCCGGGCCCAAGCCCGAACCUUAUAUCCCAAGGAGGGCCGGGCCAAGAGGGAACGGGCCUGACUGGGGCCAAGGGGCCGGCCCACGGACUGGGAUCUAGCCCGAUGAAGAGGGCCAGAAGCCCGGCCAAGGCGAGACGGGGCUCGGGGGUGACUGAGCCGACUCAGCUCCCCCGUUCGGCGUCGUCGGCUUCACUCGAGGAUUCGCACCUACGCCGGCGAGAGGAGGGACGACGGCACUUCUGGAGUGCCUCCUUGCCGCCGGCGAGAGCCCCCACUCGGCUCGGGGCAGGCCGUGCUCAUGCUGCUGACCGGACGGCCGGGGUUCCGCUUGCUGAGGGCGGUGCAGACAGGCCGUGCAGGCUGGUGACGGAGGGCGUGACCCAGCGGUCGGGGGUGGCCGUGGCCACUGGCGGCGAGCCGGCUCUGGCCAAGGGAAAGGGACCGAAGGAGGCGCAGACGGCUACCUCUCAACCGCGGGAGGUGGCUUUGGCACAUGUGGAGGACCCCUUAUCAGGCCUGAGAAGGUUGGGGAAAUCGGAAAUGGGGGAAGGUUCCCUGCCAGCGACUACCAGAAACUCCCCUGUGGUGAUGAGAGGAGUUCAUGGGGGCUCGGGACAGGGUCCUAAUUCCCCUAUUCAGGAUCAUGGGCAGGUUGUGAGUCUGUUGCGGGCUGUGAUUCAGGAAGGGGUGGAGAAGCUAGGGAAAGUGGCUAGCGAGCAGCCCACGAUGCCUGGGCCUUUAACUGAUAGUGUUAAAUGA